This is a messenger RNA of Paramecium sonneborni, 1072 nucleotides long. The record is from the annotation of a GenBank genome assembly. Lineage: Eukaryota; Ciliophora; Oligohymenophorea; Peniculida; Parameciidae.
AUGUUAAAUAAACCAGAGUUGUCAAAAGAAUUGAGUGUUUUCUUGCAAUUGUUGCAUUAAGAUAAUGCUGAGCAUAAGGGUUAUGAGAAUUAUUUAAUUGGAAGUGAUCUAGAUGAUAUAGAUUCUUAAAAUAAUAAAAGAAUCAAUAAAGAUCUCUCAAUUAUUUAUAGUUUACCUGAAAGUGAAGUAUCUACUUAAAGAGACAAUGCUUCUCUAAAUAUUGGAGAUUUAUUUUCUGUUAUUUUUAGAGAUCUUGAAAAUUAAGUUUAUGCUUCUAUGUCACAGAGAAUUAAAUAAUUAUAAGUAAAAUGGUUAUUUAAAUCAAGUAAUAAAUUCAUAUUUAUAUGAUGAGAGUAUCUGAAAAAUUGAAUGAAUUCUAAUUACAGAAUCAAAGCCUUGAAACUAAUAAUAAAUUAUUGGUUGAAGCACUAAACUCUUCUCAAUAAGAGAUUUAACUCUUAACAGUCUCACAUCAAGAAACUUCCAAUAAAUUUAAAAAAACUAUUUUUGAUUUAAAGAAACAAUGUGUAAAUUUUAAUUUAAUAUCAAUUUAGGAGGAAUUAAAUAAAUCCUUACUUUACACUUAAUAAAUUAAUUAAAAUUUACUCUAAUAAAUUGAUAAAGAAUAGCAAACCUAUAAAAAUAAUGAAGAAGAAUUUAGAGAUGCUUCUUAAAGAUUAAUCAAAAGCAAUUAAGCUUUACGGUAUUUCUUUUCAUUUUAAAAUAGUGAAAUUAUUGUCAAUAUUGGAAACAUAUCCCCUAUGCACAAAACAAAAUUGUAAGAAGUCAUUAAAUAUUUGACUGAAAGAAAAGAUUCUAAACAGUAAGAACUCAGAACUGGACGUAGUUAAUCUAGAAAACAAAAAGAAAAUAAUAGUCUUCAUUAUUGUAUCUGACAAAUUAUCAUCUAGCCACUCUCAAUAUUAGUAGUUCAAGAAAUAAAAAGUCAUUAUCUCCACAAGGAUUCACAUCCACAAGGAAAUAACAAGGUGUUAAUGUUUUAGAUACAAAUUAUCAGACUUCUUAUAAAGAGUUAUUUUUAAAAAGUUUAAAAGUAACAAAAUAAAAAUGA